GGCAGCGCUUGGUUCCCUGGCUGGGCAGAGUCGGACAGCAACGGCAGCGCCGGCCCGGAGGACGAGCAGCUGGAGCCCGCGCACAUCUCCCCGGCCAUCCCAGUCAUCAUCACAGCGGUCUACUCCGUGGUGUUCGUCGUGGGCUUGGUGGGCAACUCGCUGGUCAUGUUCGUGAUUAUCAGAUACACAAAAAUGAAGACGGCAACCAACAUCUAUAUAUUCAAUCUGGCUUUGGCAGAUGCUUUAGUUACUACAACCAUGCCCUUCCAGAGCACCGUGUAUCUGAUGAAUUCCUGGCCUUUUGGGGAUGUGCUGUGCAAGAUAGUCAUUUCCAUUGAUUACUACAACAUGUUUACCAGCAUCUUCACCUUGACCAUGAUGAGUGUGGACCGCUAUAUUGCUGUGUGCCACCCCGUGAAGGCUUUGGACUUCCGUACACCCUUGAAGGCAAAGAUUAUCAAUAUCUGUAUUUGGCUUCUGUCAUCAUCCGUUGGCAUUUCUGCCAUAGUCCUCGGAGGCACCAAAGUCAGGGAAGAUGUAGAUAUCAUCGAGUGCUCCUUGCAGUUCCCGGAUGACGAUUACUCCUGGUGGGACCUCUUCAUGAAGAUCUGUGUCUUCGUCUUUGCCUUUGUGAUUCCGGUCCUCAUUAUCAUCGUCUGCUACACCCUGAUGAUCCUGCGCCUGAAGAGUGUCCGGCUCCUUUCUGGCUCCCGAGAGAAAGAUCGAAACCUCCGCAGGAUCACCAGGCUGGUUCUGGUGGUGGUGGCAGUCUUUAUCAUCUGUUGGACCCCGAUUCACAUUUUCAUCCUUGUGGAAGCCCUGGGCAGCACUUCCCACAGCACAGCCGCUCUCUCCAGCUAUUACUUCUGCAUUGCCUUGGGCUAUACCAACAGCAGCCUGAAUCCCAUCCUCUAUGCCUUCCUUGAUGAAAACUUCAAGAGGUGUUUUAGGGACUUCUGCUUUCCCAUUAAGAUGAGGAUGGAGAGGCAGAGCACUAGCAGAGUCAGAAACACAGUCCAGGAUCCUACUUACAUGAGGGAUGUGGAUGGGAUGAAUAAACCAGUAUGACUAGUCGUGGAGAUGUCUUCUUACAGUUCUCCAGGAAGAGGUGAAUUCAAUGAUCUAGGUUUAACUCAGAUUACUACUGCAGUCUGAAAUGGAAAGACAGUUUCAUUAAAUUUUGAAAUCUCAUGCUCUGAAGUCAUUGGAUGCAGGCUGCAUUCACAAUCCAGGUCAGUGGAAACAGCGAGGCUUUAAAGAUGGAGUAUCAAAGGUCCUAGCAACAAACAUGACACAAGGCACAUUCUCUUUGAUGGACAAUUAACUAGGCCUUUUUCUUCUAGUUCCCUAGAUUUAGCACCCAUCUGCUGUGGACUUCCUAUGCAACUGGCUCCAAAGCUUUGUUUGAGAAAAAGGGGAAAAGAAAAAAAGUUUGGUUUCAUAGAUAACCUGGAUAUCCAAUCCCGAUGUUCAGCACUGACAGAAACAACCUCAAAAAGGGUCAAACCCAUUCCAGGGUUAACAUUUCUCUCUCUGUGAGACAGAGAUGCAUUUCACAUGGCUGUAUGAUGAGAAUUCGUGGCUAAGUAGGACUUGGAUACACUCUUGGCAUCUGAUGUUCACCUAUGAUAGAACAUUAUCCUGACAUUUGUAAACUUAUUUAAACAUGCAAAAGGCAGAUCUAACAUAGUCUAGUGUUUUGAAAACUACAACUGUUGCGGUUUUUUUGGCAUGCUCUUCAGCUAAAUCUUCUGAUAAAGCACAUACCUUUACCAAGAGGCAUAAAAUGGCUUAAAUGCCACUGGAAGUGUAUAUAGUUUCAUCUGUCCAUAAUAUUCUAUGUGCAAAUAAUAAAUGGGCUUCCUGUCUAGCCUGGAAAUUUCCCAAGGGCGCACUAAUAAUAUCCCCUGAGUUAUUAGGAAUUGAUGCUAAGACAUUCUGCUGCAGUGUCAACUAUCUCUGGACAAUCAGUCACUACCUGAUUUCUUUCAGACUCCCAAACGUAAUUUAAUCUUUCCACAAUGCUUAUAACUCAGUGUUAACAACCCCAAAACCUUUAAUUCAUUCUCAGAUUGGAGCCUUAGCAGAAGCUAAUUCAUCUAUGGCAUAAAUUCAUGAAUAUAUAGCUACUAACAGAUUCUCUUUGCUUAUAGAGAGAGGAUGUUUGAUUACAUAUAUCUCAAGGUUUUAUUUUGUGGCUUCAGCGGGAAGUAGAAUUGUUCCUAAAUGUGUGAGGAAUUAGGACAUUAUGCCACUGGGGGUACCUGGACAUCACUUUCAUGGUAUUCUGUGACGGGUGUAACUGCCAAGGAUAAUGCCAUGAAUAGCACAUUUAGGAUAAUUUUGCUACACUUCCAGAUGACAUAUAAAUUCCCUCCUCUUUUUCCUAAGACUCAAAGUAAUGCCUUUUUCUAUAAUUUCCCUGGAAGGAAGAAAGGGAUAAUGUAGAAAUAAUACCCAUCUUUAAGCCUAUAUCUUAUGAAAGCAUCACCCUUUGCAAUUUCACAGGAGCAGCUAAUGUGCAGACUUAUAUAAUUACAGGCAAUCCUAUAUCUAUGAGUUCUGUUCAGCAUGUGCUGUAUCUGUAGUGUAUAUUACCUCUAAUCUUGGAAAUGAGAACUUGCAUUGAACGUUUUACAUGUGGCUUCAGAAUUUUGAUUAUGCUUGUCUCCAUUCCAGGUUUUUAAUGGCACCUAAAAUAGAUGGUAUUAGAAAACAUAGUAGAGAUUUUUAGUAUUUCUUAAAUUUCAGUGAAAUUCCUAGUUGUGCUCAAAUUCUGGUAAGUGAGUUUAGAUAGGAAUGGCUUAAAUAUUGGUUGACAUUUACCUGUAGUCUUGGCUAUCAUAUAAGAAGGAUAUAUACAUAGAAAAUAGUUCCAGGGACAAACACUUCUGGAAUAGAAAAUUGAAAAUACCUAUUUAAGGAACAACAAAAACCAAAUGGAAUAGAGAUAGCAUCAUGGAAUGAAAUUAUAUGUAGAAGAGCAUUCCCUUUAAAUUGGGAUUCCAUAUGCUGUUCCAACAUUAAGUGCCAUUAUUGGGAUCUGAACUUUUGCCUGAUUGUCCUGCAUAGAGAGAGUUGCAACCCAAGGAGAGAAAGGGGUAGCUAUUUGGCUCAUGGGGUGAGUACCAAGCUUCUGAAUUACUGUUCACAUUGACUCCCUCCAAACUGAAGGAAGAGAGAUAAUGUGAAUGAGUGUAUUUUUAGGGCACUUCUUUAAAGGAAUAACAAUGUCAGGCAGUUAGGGUAGAAAUAACACCAUUUAUACAAAGGUAUUCCUUUGUCAAAAGUACAUGCAAGGGAAAGGAGAGGGAAGGAGGAAGAGAGAGAGAAGGAAAUGAUAGAUAGUGUACCAAUGCUUAUGAGCAUCUGUAUAAUGCUGUGAAACAGUGAUGCCAUUGCCAUUCCUUCAUCAUUCCAAGUCCAACUGCCUCACAAAUAUUUCCCAUCUCCUGAUGUUCUUCCAUCUCAAAAGGAGGGCAUCGCCUAUUGUGUCUCUUGGAGACCAGAACUGCACACCUCUGACCUUGAGAUCGACUCUGCACAGAUUCUAUCUCUCUUGUCUGUUAACAACUUUGGGAAGACAGGACCUUGUAAAAGUUCAGAGAAAUGAACUGGCCAGGCAGGAGGUAAUGGUGAGAAUGAAACCCAUAGCUCCAACUGGGAGGAGGAAAGUGCAAAUACUCUUAAUAUAUUAAGCUACUUAUGAAUCUAAGAGUAUCCUUUAUGUAAAGAAUUUAAGGCAAAACUCCAGGCUCAUUAUGGAAAAGAAGCAAAACUUGAAAACACUGUUAGGAAAGAAAUCAAGGAAUCAUCACAUACAUUUUAAGAAAAUGAUUUCUUCUUGUGAUAUAUUACUGAGAAAUAGCAUUCUUUAACUAAUAUCAAAAUUUAUAGGUGUUUCAUCUCACGUGGAGACAUAAAAUGAGAAAGUGAAAUAAAAGAAUAUGUUAGAUGCCUUUAGAUCAGAAUAUUUUUAAAGAAAAUUUGUGGCAAGGUUAUAUGUCCAUUCAGUGGGAUUUAUUUUCUAAGCAAGAAUCUUUGGGUGAUUCAGCAUAAACAUGAAAAUCCCAUCCCAGAGCCUGAACCUGCUUGGCAUAAGGUAAUUUACUCUGAAAGAAAAGUAUACUAGUAUAGUACAUAUUCCUUACUGUCAUGUAUAUUAUUUAAAUCUUGUACUUUUAGAAGAUGAUAAUUAUACAUUGUAUAUAUGAUUGUGUGCCUUGCAAUAAAACUAAAA
Fukomys damarensis (Damara mole-rat) is the source of this 4240-nucleotide messenger RNA. RefSeq names its product opioid receptor kappa 1 (gene Oprk1). NCBI's taxonomy places the organism in Eukaryota, Metazoa, Chordata, Mammalia, Rodentia, Bathyergidae. Gene Ontology annotation, biological process: sensory perception of pain; G protein-coupled opioid receptor signaling pathway; neuropeptide signaling pathway. Gene Ontology annotation, molecular function: neuropeptide binding; dynorphin receptor activity. The coding region runs from base 166 to 1068 and encodes 300 amino acids. The record is from RefSeq and is a predicted model, not a curated record. The transcript is spliced from 3 exons. Gene Ontology annotation, cellular component: neuron projection; membrane.